UAAACAGCCUGAAGAAUGAGCGGGUGCCGAGCUGCGUCCUGCGUGUUGGUGCGGUGAUUCCUCUUUUACGCGCGUCUUCACGGUGCGUAAAAACCGAUUCAGCGGGAAAAAACUAAAGAAUAGAGAAAGAGGCGUUUUUGAAUUUUCACAAAGAGCUUCUUCUUUUGCUUCUUUGGCUGAAUACGCGCCAGUAAUAGGACACGAUUCUAUUUUUAACAACAGUCAACUCGCCAAAACGAUGGACCCUCUGUUCAACGGCACCGACCCGGACCCCGUUAACGAGACCAACGUGUACGGUAACGGCAGCGACGGCUUCAACCAGUUCAUCCAGCCGGUGUGGCAGAUCACACUGUGGGCUGUGGCUUACUGCAGCAUCGUGGCGGUGUCCGUGGUCGGUAACGUGGUGGUCAUUUGGAUUAUUCUCGCGCAUAAACGCAUGAGGACCGUCACCAACUACUUCCUGGUGAACUUGGCCUUCGCUGAGGCUGGCAUGGCUGCGUUCAACACGGUGAUCAACUUCGCCUACUCAGUCCACAACGAGUGGUACUUCGGACUGGUUUACUGCCGCUUCCACAACUUCUUCCCCAUCGCCGCCAUCUUUGCCAGCAUUUACUCCAUGACAGCCAUCGCUCUGGACAGGUACAUGGCGAUCAUCCAUCCCCUGCAGCAGAGGCUGACCUCAACAGAGACCCGCGUGGUGAUCGCUGUGAUCUGGAUGCUGGCUCUGAUUCUCGCCUUCCCUCAGUACUACUUCUCGUCCACCGCCCUGCUGCCCGGACGCACGGUCUGCUACAUAGACUGGCCCGAGUACGCCACGCUGGACAUCAGGAAGAUAUACUACGUGUGUGUGACACUGCUGAUCUACUUUGUGCCACUUUGCAUCAUGGGAUGUGCGUACACGACCGUGGGCGUGACCCUGUGGGCGAGUGCGAUCCCCGGGGACUCGUCUGAACGCUACAAAGAACAGCUUAUCGCCAAACGGAAGGUGGUGAAGAUGAUGAUAGUGGUGGUGUGUACUUUCGCUGUCUGCUGGCUGCCUUAUCACAUCUACUUCCUGCUGCACCAGUUCUUCCCUGAUUGGUUCGAGCAGCGCUACAUCCAGCAGGUGUACCUCGCCGUCAUGUGGCUGGCCAUGAGCUCCACCAUGUACAACCCCGUCAUCUACUACUGCCUCAACAGCAGGUUCCGAGCCGGUUUCCAGCAGGUGUUUUGUUGUUGUUGCGCUCCGACCGUCGCCAAGGAGGAGCUGGAGCUGAAGUCACCGCGCUACCUGCAGACCCAGGUGAGUAUAUUUCGAGCCAGCCGGAUGGAGACGGUCGUUUCCACGUCCGUCCCUCCUGCGGCGUCAGAGCAGACGAGGAGCGAGCUGCCAUCCUACACAUAUCACAGCGAGGCUCAUGUCGCGUCCAACGGCUCCGGCUCAGAGGCGUUCACCAAGAGCCUCAACGGUUCCAGUCCUCAGUAGAGCAGACUCAGUCGGGGUUGUGUGUUUAUCUGACGGGUCGGGGCUGAACGCUCCCCGUCACCCUGCAGGAGGAGGUCGGGUUCGGACGCUCUGAGAAACACUGUUGACCUGAUGAAGGCUUUUCUUCAGCUCUGAUUUGUUGGUCUGAUCAGUCAGCAGAGAUCAUGCCUGGAUCAUCACUGGGCGGAGAACAUUACAGCUGUGGUACAUUUACUCAAAGUAUUUGUUCUUUGUUGGAUAUAUCUCGUUGUUUUAAAGUCUUUCUAUGUGAUUUUUCACACUUAAAUAUAGAACUCAAAUAUCUCCUCUGAAAAUAACUCUGUGAGUCAUGACUGUCUACAAUGGGUGUAACACCCGAGUCCCACUGUCUGUGAUGUUUUCAGAGUUUUCAGAGUCCUAUCUUCACUUUGUUUACAUCGCCGGGACGGCCGGCUGACUCCUCCCCUCGCGUAUAAAAGUUGUUUAAUUGAGGGACUAGAGAAAAGAAGAAUAACAUACUGUACUCACUGCUUAACUGUGUUUCUAGAUCACGCUCAUUUCAGGUAAAUUUACAUGCAGUGAGAAGAUCGCUAGCA
Messenger RNA from Labrus mixtus (cuckoo wrasse), 2040 nucleotides. RefSeq names its product substance-P receptor-like. The record is from RefSeq and is a predicted model, not a curated record. Gene Ontology annotation, cellular component: sperm midpiece; plasma membrane. Bases 239 to 1465 code for a protein of 408 amino acids. Gene Ontology annotation, molecular function: substance P receptor activity. Gene Ontology annotation, biological process: positive regulation of flagellated sperm motility; G protein-coupled receptor signaling pathway. NCBI's taxonomy places the organism in Eukaryota, Metazoa, Chordata, Actinopteri, Labriformes, Labridae. The transcript is spliced from 7 exons.